Molecule: messenger RNA, 4356 nt
Organism: Closterium sp. Naga37s-1
Lineage: Eukaryota; Viridiplantae; Streptophyta; Zygnematophyceae; Desmidiales; Closteriaceae
Source: the annotation of a GenBank genome assembly
AUGGCAGAUUCAGCUAGACCUGCCAAUUUUGGUGAUCCUGCUGCUGCUGCGAGUGCCCCUUCCAGAGCACCCCAAGCAUCUCUGGAUCGCUCCUCUGCUCCUCCGUCGUUACACGAAUGCGUUCCUUUCUCUGCUCCGACUGCUGUUUUCCGCGAGCCUUUCAGUCUAGCGCACCGUUCAUCCCCGUUACAAGUACCCCCCACUAUGGCUGUAGCGCCAGACGCCUCUUUGCACUGUACUGCCGAGAGUAACCUGGCUCGAAGCUUGAGCAGCAGCCGCAGCAGGAGGGCGCGUGAGAACCCUUCACUACAGUCACACGUGGAAUAUGAGGAGCGUCCAGAAACGGGGGAGAGGGAAAUGUUGGGCUUUAAGGCCAGCGGCAGUGGAAGAGGUGCAGGAAUGGCUUGGAACAGGGCUGCAGAGAAAAGUCAAAUCAACUUGGCAGGAGAGGGUGGGGAUGAAAGGGGAAGGGUUAUUGCGUUCAUUGAGCAGGCUGAGGGAGGGGAAGUGGGGAAUCUGGUGGUAAAAUCUGGACGUGAAGUCUUUCCUUUUCAGAGAUGCUCUUUGCUAAGUGGCAGCGGAAACAGGAGAGGUGGUGGUAACCCCAAGAAGCGACGUAUUCUUCCAAGCGAGGACGAGGUGAGGGCGGCUGCAGCUGAUUGGCCAACGCUUGGAGCCACUUUGAGACGAGCUCUUGGGGCGAGAGCGCAAAGACUUGGUGGUGGUGUUGGUGGUGGUGUUGUGGGGAGUGAAGGAGAAGAGCAGAUGGAGAUUGACCUCCUCCAGUCUCUUCUUUCCCACUUUUCCCCCCCUGAAACAGCCCCUGCUGCUGACCCUGCUGGAACGCCUCAUGCAGUUACCUCUGCGUCUUCACUCACUCCUGCUCAUCCUGCCUCUAUUCCUCCCUCCCUCCCGCUAGUCGCUGCUGCUCCAGAGCAGAUGUUUUUUGCCUCUGGUAGAGAAUGGUCCCCAUUUGUUCCAUAUGUAGCCCCUAUCAAGGCAGUGGCUGUUCCACCUGGUUCUAAUUUUAAGCCUGCUGUUACACCUGAGGUCUCACCUGACGAUGCACCUGGACGUGCUGUGUCUGCUCCUGUGGUAGUGGCAGCAGAGGAGCAGCAGCAGGAGCGAUUGAUCAUGCAGGAGGAGUUAAAGGCGCAGCAGGAGGUGCUUCAGCAGCAGAGGCAGCAGCAGCACCAGAAGCAGUUUCAGUCACACCAGCAGCAGCAGCAGGGCGACGUGGCAGUGAAAUCUGGGCUGCCAGUGGCUCUGCAUCAGCCCAUCCCUGUUCCUGCUGCUCAUGGUCCUCAUGUUGGCCUGGCUGAGCUGGCAGCGAUGCUGGAGACUGGCGGAGGGGGUGGUGGAAGUAGAUUCGCCUCUGGGUUUCCUGCACCUGCUGAUGGCAUGGCUCCUGCUGCAGUUACUCCUGCUCCAGCCGUUCCUGCACGUGGUUUUUGGCCCGGUGGCAUUUCAACUCGUGGUUUCAUUCCAGCGAUUCAGCACCACUCCUUUCCUUCCUUGGCACAGCCUGGAUCUGCUUUUGAAGCUGCAUUGCCACAGCAGCAGGGGGGUGAGUCUCACGCACAGCAGCUAUUGCAAGAUCAAGGGGGGAGAGGGGCCGACGAGGAAUUGGCACAGCUGGAACAGCUUCGUCAGCUGAUGCUGCUACAGGAGCAGCUUUUAGGGGGUCAAGCACAGGAAGAUGAGCUCCGAUUGAGGAGGCAGAGGUUGGAGAGUUCCCUGAUUGGUGGUAACCGGGAUUAUGAUAAGGAGGGUACGUCUUCCCUCCAUCCCCUGCUGUCUCACCUCAUGGUGCUUGCAAUUCCACUCACACGCACUCCUCCUCCUGCUGCUGCUGCUGCCACCCCAGCAGCAGGUGCUAGUGCAAAUGGAUCAACCAGCACGCUCAGCGCACAGCUCGUCGCAGCGACCCGCUCUCUUCCUCCAGCCUCUGCCACACGCCGACCAGGCAGGACAGGAGAUGAGCGAGCGCCUGUUUGUGGAUGUGCGGCCGUCCCCCUGCCAGCCCUGCCAGCAGCGAGGGGUUUUCCUGCAGGGCAGAGUGCUGCUGCCCGCUCAGGUGGGUUGACGUGUGGGUGGGCAGUGGCAGCACUGUGCUUUGCAUGCGCCAUGCUCGCACUGUCGUCCCCCUGCCAACACUGCCAGCAGCGAGGGGUGUUCCUGCAAGGCAGAGUGCUGCUGCCCGCUCAGGUGAGAUUGAGUUGUGCUGUGGCACCAUGUGCUGUGGCACCAUGUGCUGUGGCAGCAUGUGCUGUGGCGGCAUGUGCUGUGGCAGCAUGUGCUGUGGCAGCAUGUGCUGUGGCAGCAUGUGCUGUGGCACCAUGUGCUGUGGCACCAUGUGCUGUGGCAGCAUGUGCUGUGGCAGCAUGUGCUGUGGCACCAUGUGCUGUGGCACCAUGUGCUGUGGCACCAUGUGCUAUGGCAGCAUGUGCUGUGGCACCAUGUGCUGUGGCAGCAUGUGCUCUAUGUGGAGAUGGUUCUGUGCUCUUCCAUUUCUGGUUCGGCCACGGCAGCCAGCGCAAGUCGCAAGCCGUGCGUCGCUCCCGCUGCCCCAUCUGCCGCACUGCAUGUGGCACCACCAAGGGUCUCAGGAAUCACCUGGAAGCUUCUCACAGCCGCUUUGACUACACUUUCCAUCUCCAGCAGCCAUUGCCAGUCGUCCACGUCACCUGCAAACCUCAGCUGGAUCUGGAGCGCCCAGCAGUCACGGCAUCGGCAUCAGUCCAUCGGCAGCAAGCCAAAGGCCCACCAUUCUUCUGUUACCACUCUUAUCCCCUUUUUGAACCACUCGCCCUCACCAUCAGGCAUCGGAACAAGCGAGCAGGAGGCAGAGGAAAGCAGCGGCAGCAGCAGCGUGUGGGCGGGGAGGAAACGCCUUGCAUCAUGCGAGCAAGGGAGGGACGUGGGGAGGUUUUCCCGUGUGGUGGUGGUGCCAGGGAUAGUGGCAAUGGUGUAUGGGGUGCUGGUAACGAUGAGACUGAUGAUAAUGAUGCCAUCACUGCCAGAGAUAAUCGCAAUGGUGAUGAUGCCAGUGGCGCUUGUGUGGGUGGUGAAAAGGAUGGUUGGGCUGCUGCAGGUGAUGUUUGUGUUGCUGCAACUGGAGCAGCAGCAGCAGCGGGCGCAGUAGCAGCAGCAGAAGGAGCAGGAGCAGGAGAAGCAGGGGGAGAAAAAGGAAAAGGUAGAGUAGAUUUCGGGGGUGGGGGGGUGUUAAAAGAGAAGGGGACAGAGGAGGAGGGAGCAAAGGAGGAGGAGAGGGGAGAGGGGAAGGGGAAGAGAGAGGAGAAGGAGAAGAGAAAGGGGAAGGAGAAGGCAGAGGGGAAAGCAGAGGCAGUGGAGGAGAAGAAGAGAGAAGAAAUGUCAUUGGAGGUGGCUCAAAGGAUUGCUGAGGAGAUGCGGACAGAAGCGAAGGCUUCAAGAGACAGAGGUGGGUUGCACAUUGGUAUUGGUAGAGAAGGUGUAAGGAAGAAAAGGAAGGGAGGAGGGGAGAAUCACUCACUCACCCUCGGUUACAAAUCCACCGCCCCUCUUCCUCCCAUCAUCCUCCCCCUACUUCCUGCUCCACCCUCCUCCCUGUCUCACCCAUUCCGUGUUAAAUCGUCGUCAGGGCUCCUGCAGAGAACCUUCUACCACUCGCAGCGAUGGCAGCCAAUCACGGCGCAGGAGAUGGCGCAGGAUGCAGACAGCGAGGACGAGUGGGAUGAAGCUGCCGCCUCGUAUGCGGACCGCAAGCUGCUGGGCGAGUUUGAGGACGUGCUGGGCGAGGAGAAGGGCAUCAUGCACCGCUGGAUGGCGUUUGUGCGCCGCCACAGGGUGAUAGCGGAUAGGCAUGUGCCAUGGACAUGCGAGGCAUUCACCAUCACACACAAGGACUUCCUCUCCUCCUCCCCUUGCACCCGUAUGUGCUUCAUGCUCUUUCUAGUGAAGCUGUGGAACGUGAAUCUGAUUCCAGGCGGCGUUAUUGACAAGUGUCUGCAAAUACUUGUCUGGCAGCAGAUCCACGCCCUCCAUCUCUUCUGCCCAGUCUGGGUCAUUGUCACACCCACCAUUGCCACACCCGCCAUUGUCACACCCGCCAUUGUCACACCCGCCAUUGUCACACCCGCCAUUGUCACACCCACCAUUGUCACACCCGCCAUUGUCACACCCACCAGUGUCACACCCGCCAUUGUCACACCCGCCAGUGUCACACCCGCCAGUGUCAUACCCGCCAUUGUCACACCCGCCAGUGUCACACCCGCCAUUGUCACACCCGCCAUUGUCACACCCGCCAUUGUCACACCCGCCAGUGUCACACCCAACUACCCGUGUAUCAGGGUCACGCUUUUCACCCUCCUCUGA